AUGUCGUUCAUAGACAUGAAUGACGCCGAGGAAACCGAUGCGCUCUUGAGUGCUGCAUCGCCCUCCGAAUCCUCCGUCUCAGAUGCCCAACCUCAGGCGCCCGCUUUCAAGAUACCCUCCCGCACCAUUGCCGCCGUCGAGCAUCCUUUCCUGAUCCAAAAUCUCGACAAGGGUAUCGAAACUUUCGGUACAAACCCGCAGUUUCAAUCAGUCUUGGAUCCUUCCAGGCCCCAACUCUCCGUGCCUCUGUAUUUGCACCCCAAAGAUCCUACUUCAAGGCCAAUGAUGUCUCACUAUGCAUCAUCCCACAAUGUACUCUUCAAAAUAACAGUCCCAAAGCGCACUGGCCGGAAGCGAAAGAGGGGCAGUAAUGGGCCAUGGCAGGGAGAGGCCCAUCAACCCGCUGAAGCCACCGGGCGAGGACCGGAAAGCUUGCGCUCAGAGUCAAGACUGGAUGAGCCCAGGAUCCUGAGGCGGAAGCUUCAGGACAACGUCGAUAGCUAUCAGGCCGAAGCGGUUGGUGUUAUCAAGCAUACCCAUCGCUACAGAGGCAUGGCCGACUUCAACUACUCCAUGAAGAACAAUGACUUCAUGAACGAGUUCUCAGACAAGAUCUUGUCUGGUGACGUCUCCAAGUUCCGUCAAUUCGCCAUGAGGCCAGGCGUGGACACGACCCCUAAACAAGAAAUCGUUGCUCCGCCUCUCAUGACCCAGAUCAGCGUACCCUAUUACUAUAUGUACUCCCAGAACCCAUAUGUGAGGGUCGUGAGCACCACGGAUGGAGGCUUCGAGAUGGUCAACACCACUUCUAGGGUCAAGUCCGUGGGCUACUUCAUUGGCACACAGGACGCAAUUCCCACUGGCCCUACUGGCAGGCCGAGAAUCAGGGAUCCCUUAUUUGAUGUCAUCGUCAAGUCAAUGAGGACGCUCCUGGACGAGCGGCCGGUCUGGACGCGUCGUUCGAUCAUCAACCGGUUGACCGACUUCGCCUACGAUCCUGAGAACCCGGAGAAACGGUUCCCGCCCAACCUGUCACAGCAGCUACUCAAGAAUGCCAUCCAGUACGCCGGCUACCAAUUCAAGGGUGGGCCCUGGCGUGACGCCCUCUGCCGAUACGGCUAUGACCCUCGCAAAGACCCCUCAAGCCGCGUAUACCAGUGCCUCAUCUUCCGGUUGCGGCGGCUCCAGGUCGGCGAGAUGGGCGAGAUGUGGCAGGAGCUGCGGAAGCGUGACCUCUCGUCGGUCAAGGCAACCACCGACGAAUACACCGACACUCACCUGUUCAAUGGCAAGAACUACGCCGACGACGGCAAGGUCUGGCAGGUGUGCGACAUCACGGACCCUCUACUGGCCAAGCUUUUUGCGGACGCGCCCGUCCGACCCGUCUGCGACAUCGAGGGCAGCGGCUGGUUCCACCGCGGGCUGUGGGCGAAGGCGAGGGCCAUUAUGAAGUGCAAGAUGAGGGCGAUCCAGUUCGGGAGGGUCCUCAAGGACAGCGACUUCGAGCAGGCGUUGCAGGCGCGCGACGACAGCCCGGACCCCGACGCAGCCAGGAGCAUCGCCAUCCCGACGCCCGACCUGAAGCUGACGGAUAAGGAGCUCGAGCUGAUCCGCGGCAAGAAGUACAACAAGGGUAUCGGUAGGAAGCGGCACAACAAGCGCACCUCGUACCACUUCCCGGGGAGGAGGGUCAAGGUGGGCCUCGGGAGGUCGGGCCGGGCUGGCGGGCCCUCGCAGUCGCAAGAGGGAGAUGGGGAUGAGACCGCCCUGGAGGACUACCAGGAGCCUGAGGACGGAGAUGAGACGGGCAUCGUGGACGGUCUGCCGACGGACUUUGAGGACGGCAGCGAGUAUGACGAGGACGAAGGGGAUGAAGACGAGGAUCUUGUAGAGGGAGAAGACUACGGCGAGGACGAUGAGGACGACGAGGACGAUGAAAUGGCCGAGCAGACGGACUAUCAGGCGUUCCAAACCGACUAUGACGAGGAUGAGGACGAGGAGCAGGACCUCGAGGCCGACGAUGCGGAUGGCUGA
Messenger RNA from Diaporthe batatas, 2034 nucleotides. RefSeq lists its product as uncharacterized. The record is from RefSeq and is a predicted model, not a curated record. The transcript is spliced from 3 exons. Gene Ontology annotation, cellular component: transcription factor TFIIIC complex. Gene Ontology annotation, biological process: transcription initiation at RNA polymerase III promoter. Bases 1 to 2034 code for a protein of 677 amino acids. NCBI's taxonomy places the organism in Eukaryota, Fungi, Ascomycota, Sordariomycetes, Diaporthales, Diaporthaceae.